Messenger RNA from Ictidomys tridecemlineatus (thirteen-lined ground squirrel), 4014 nucleotides. The record is from RefSeq and is a predicted model, not a curated record. Lineage: Eukaryota; Metazoa; Chordata; Mammalia; Rodentia; Sciuridae.
GUCACGUGGCUCCUUCCUUUCCGUCUCUGGCCGGCUGGGCGCGGGCGACUGCUGGCGAGGCGCGUGGACUCUCGCGCUCGUUCCCCUUCGUCUUUUCUCCCGGCCGGGGCCGCUAGGGAGUUCGCUGACGCCGGGUGAGCCGCGCCUGCCGCCAAGAUGCCGGCCUAUUUCCAGAGGCCGGAAAAUGCCCUCAAACGCGCCAACGAAUUUCUUGAGGUUGGCAAAAAGCAGCCUGCUCUGGAUGUUCUUUAUGAUGUUAUGAAAAGUAAGAAACAUAGAACAUGGCAAAAGAUACACGAGCCGAUUAUGUUGAAAUACUUGGAACUUUGCGUGGAUCUUCGUAAGAGCCACUUGGCUAAGGAAGGAUUAUAUCAGUAUAAGAACAUUUGUCAGCAGGUGAACAUUAAAUCUUUAGAGGAUGUUGUUAGGGCAUAUUUGAAACUGGCAGAGGAAAAAACUGAAGCUGCUAAAGAAGAAUCCCAACAGAUGGUAUUAGAUAUAGAAGAUCUGGAUAAUAUUCAGACUCCUGAGAGGUAUGAAUUAAUGCUCAAGAUGAGUUUGGUGAAUCUUGUUAACAUGGCAAAUCUUAAUAAAACCUCAAGUACUCAAGCCAGUAGUGGAAAAUGCCUAAUAUGUUUGUCAAUUAUGCUUGUAGCAUUUAAAUUCUGCCUCCAGUACACCCGUAAGGCUGAAUUCCGUAAGCUGUGUGACAAUUUGAGAAUGCACUUAUCACAGAUUCAACGCCACCAUAACCAAAGUACAGCAAUCAAUCUCAAUAAUCCAGAGAGCCAGUCCAUGCAUUUGGAAACCCGGCUUGUUCAGUUGGAUAGUGCUAUCAGCAUGGAACUGUGGCAGGAAGCAUUCAAAGCUGUGGAAGAUAUUCACGGACUAUUCUCCUUGUCUAAAAAACCACCCAAGCCUCAGUUGAUGGCAAAUUAUUAUAACAAAGUCUCAACUGUGUUUUGGAAGUCCGGAAAUGCUCUUUUUCAUGCAUCUACACUCCAUCGUCUUUACCAUCUAUCUAGAGAAAUGAGAAAGAAUCUUACACAAGAUGAGAUGCAAAGAAUGUCUACCCGAGUCCUUUUGGCUACUCUGUCCAUCCCUAUAACCCCUGAGCGUACUGACAUUGCUCGACUUCUGGAUAUGGAUGGCAUUAUAGUUGAAAAACAACGUCGUCUUGCAACAUUACUAGGUCUUCAAGCCCCACCAACACGAAUUGGCCUUAUUAAUGAUAUGGUCAGAUUCAAUGUACUACAAUAUGUUGUCCCAGAAGUAAAAGACCUGUACAACUGGCUGGAAGUAGAAUUUAACCCAUUAAAACUCUGUGAGAGAGUCACUAAAGUUUUAAAUUGGGUUAGGGAGCAACCUGAAAAGGAACCAGAGUUGCAACAGUAUGUGCCUCAACUGCAGAACAACACCAUACUCCGCCUUCUACAGCAGGUGGCACAGAUAUAUCAGAGCAUUGAAUUUUCUCGUUUGACUUCUCUGGUUCCUUUUGUUGAUGCUUUCCAACUGGAACGGGCCAUAGUAGAUGCAGCCAGGCACUGUGACCUGCAGGUUCGUAUUGACCACACUUCUCGGACCCUGAGUUUUGGAUCUGAUUUGAAUUAUGCUACCCGAGAAGAUGCACCAAUUGGUCCUCAUCUGCAGAGCAUGCCUUCAGAACAGAUAAGAAAUCAACUCACAGCCAUGUCCUCAGUGCUUGCAAAGGCACUUGAAGUCAUCAAGCCAGCUCAUAUACUGCAAGAGAAAGAAGAACAACAUCAGUUGGCAGUGACUGCGUACCUUAAAAAUUCACGGAAAGAACAUCAGCGUAUAUUGGCUCGCCGGCAGACAAUUGAGGAAAGGAAAGAGCGGCUUGAGAGUCUUAAUAUUCAGCGUGAGAAAGAGGAAUUGGAACAAAGGGAAGCUGAACUUCAGAAAGUACGCAAGGCUGAAGAAGAGAGACUGCGCCAGGAGGCAAAAGAGAGGGAGAAGGAGCGGAUCUUACAAGAACAUGAACAAAUCAAAAAGAAAACUGUUCGUGAGCGAUUGGAGCAGAUCAAAAAGACAGAGCUGGGUGCCAAAGCAUUCAAAGAUAUUGACAUUGAAGAUCUUGAAGAAUUGGAUCCAGAUUUUAUCAUGGCUAAACAGGUUGAACAACUGGAGAAAGAAAAGAAGGAACUUCAAGAACGGCUGAAGAACCAAGAAAAGAAGAUUGACUAUUUUGAAAGAGCUAAACGUUUGGAAGAAAUUCCUUUGAUAAAGAGUGCUUAUGAGGAACAAAGGAUUAAAGACAUGGAUCUGUGGGAACAACAAGAAGAAGAAAGAAUUACUACUAUGCAGCUGGAGCGGGAAAAGGCUCUUGAACACAAGACUCGAAUGUCUCGAAUGCUUGAAGACAGAGAUUUAUUUGUGAUGCGACUCAAAGCAGCGCGGCAGUCAGUUUAUGAGGAAAAACUUAAACAGUUUGAAGAGCGAUUAGCAGAAGAAAGACAUAAUCGUUUGGAGGAGCGAAAGAGGCAACGUAAAGAAGAGCGCAGAAUAACUUACUAUAGAGAAAAAGAGGAGGAGGAGCAGAGGAGGGCCGAGGAGCAAAUGCUGAAAGAGCGAGAAGAAAGAGAGAGAGCUGAGCGUGCCAAACGUGAGGAAGAGCUUCGAGAAUAUCAGGAGCGUGUCAAAAAACUAGAAGAAGUAGAAAGGAAAAAACGUCAAAGGGAGUUGGAAAUUGAAGAGAGAGAACGCCGCAGAGAAGAGGAGAGAAGACUUGGCGAUGACCCACUUUCUAGGAAGGAUUCUCGUUGGGGAGAUAGAGACUCUGAAGGCACGUGGAGAAAAGGACCUGAAGCUGACUCUGAGUGGAGGAGAGGUCCACCAGAGAAGGAGUGGAGACGUGGAGAAGGGCGCGAUGAGGAAAGGCCUCAUCGGAGAGAUGAAGAUCGACCCAGGCGUUUGGGAGAUGAUGAAGAGAGAGAGUCCUCUGUUAGACCAGAUGAUGAUCGGGUGCCUAGGCGCAGCAUGGAUGACGACAGAGGCCCUAGACGUGGUCCUGAUGAAGAUCGCUUCUCUCGUCGUGGAACAGAUGAUGACCGUCCUUCUUGGCGUAAUGCAGAUGAUGACAGGCCUCCCAGACGAAUUGGUGAUGAUGACAGGGGAAGUUGGCGUCAUGCAGAUGAUGAUAGACCACCUAGACGAGGACUGGAUGACGACAGAGGAAGCUGGCGAACAGCUGAUGAGGACAGAGGACCAAGACGUGGAAUGGAUGAGGACCGGGCGCCCAGGCGAGGAGGUGCUGAUGAUGAACGAUCAUCCUGGCGCAAUGCUGAUGAUGAUCGGGGUCCCAGACGGGGCAUGGAUGAUGACCGGGGUCCCAGGCGAGGGUUGGAUGAUGAUCGAGGACCUUGGAGGAAUGCUGACGAUGAUAGAAUUUCCAGACGUGGUGCAGAUGAUGACAGGGGGCCUUGGAGAAACAUGGAUGACGAUCGGAUUCCUAGACGUAAUGAAGAGGAUCGGAUUCCCAGACGAAGUGAAGACUCCAGACCUGGUCCCUGGAGGCCAUUUGUCAAGCCAGGUGGAUGGAGAGAGAAAGAAAAGGCCAGAGAAGAGAGUUGGGGUCCACCUCGAGAAUCAAGGCCAUCAGAAGAACGUGAAUGGGAUAGAGACAAAGAAAGGGAUAGAGACAAUCAAGAUCGUGAGGAGAAUGAGAAAGACCCUGAAAGAGAGAGGGACAGAGAGAGAGAGAGAGAGAGAAUUUUAACAUUUAGGGAUGAAGGUGGCUGGAGAAGAGGACCAGCUGAGGAAUCUUCGAGCUGGAGAGAUUCAAGUCGCCGAGAUGACAGAGAUAGGGAUGAUCGUCGUCGUGAGAGAGAUGAUCGACGUGAUCUAAGGGAAAGAAGAGAUCUCAGAGAUGACAGAGACCGGAGAGGGCCUCCCCUCAGAUCAGAACGUGAAGAAGGUAUGAAUGUUAUUUAUGCUGGAGUGUUGGAGAACAGUCAUUCUGGCAGUUUGGGUUUUAUGUAGUUAUUUUGUAAAUAA